CUCUUUCUCCAUUGUUUGGUUUGUUUUGGGUAUCCUUCACUUGACUCUUUUCUUUUCCUUCUUGUCGGGAUAUCGGUGUCAUCGCCCAACCUACCUACAGCGGAUACUGUCUACCUAAUUAGGCAUUUUUAUCUGAUGCCCUAGUCUUUUUCACUCCAAGACACUGUCACCGCCCCCUGUUCCUGUAUUUGGGUUUGUUUGCUUUGAUUUACCGUGCUGUCCAUAGCUGCAUCUCUGGCUUUUCAAAGUGCAUCUGAGGCGUCCAGUCUGAUUGCUUCUUUCUGUUGUCUUGCGCACUGUGGGUGGGAAAAAGCACAGUCUUCAGUCUGUGUGAUCACAGCCUGAUUGACGGUUCAGGCUCUCAGGACUUGGCUCCAGCUUCUUAGUCUCUUUCUUGGUUCUGCCUCUGUUCAACUGUCCAUUAUAUAAAGGCUCUCCCGAGCCCUUCCUUCAAGAUGUCUUCAAGAUAUUCACUACGCCAAACUCCCAGGAAGAAGGAACUCUUCGAGGGCAUGGUUGAGACCCCUAUUCGUCGCUCACGUUCAAAUCGCCGCCAGACUUCCCAACCUCUCUCAGACGUCGAAACCGAGUCAAACUCUGCCGCUGAGGCUAUCUCGCGACCUACUCGCCGACGCACCGCUAGGUUCACCGAAGAGCUCGACGAGGACACAGAUUCCGACAACAUGGGAGCUGUCAACAGAGCCUCCAAUGGCAAGACCAACGGCCAUGCCAAUGGCCAUUCAAACGGUGAUGUCACCAAUGGACACGCCACCAACGGUCAUGCUACAUCCAACGAUGUUUCUGGCGCUGCACCAAUCAAUUCAGUUAUGGAGAAGACCGAGGGCGUGCCUCAAGACCCCAAUGUGGUUGAUGGCUGGAGGCCUGGCCAGGAUCCCAAGAUUGACUACUCUGGAGAGUUCGAGUUUGGUGGUUCUUUGGGCACCGCUGCCAUGAUGAUACUCUUCCCUAUACUCAUGUGGUAUAUGUGGAUUGGCGCCACUUACUACGAUGGCAAGUUUCCCUCCCGUGCCGAGGGUCAGUCCUGGGGUGAGUUUGCCGCUCACCUCGUCAAUCUGGUCUACACUGGUGCAUUCCCCCGCCUCCAGGUCUGGGCCUGGUACUGGUCUUAUCUCAUUGUUGAGGGUGCCUUUUACUGCCUCCUCCCCGGUGUCUGGGGCUAUGGCAAGCCUCUUCCUCAUGAGGGCGGCAAGCAGCUUCCCUACUACUGCAGCGCCUACUGGAGUCUUUACACCACUCUUGCUUGCCUUGCCUUUCUGCAUUUCUCUGGUAUCUGGCCUCUGUACACUGCCAUUGAUGAGUUCGGUCCUCUUCUGUCUGUUGCUAUCCUCAGUGGCUUCCUUGUCAGCUUUGUGGCCUAUUUCUCUGCUCUUUGGCGUGGCAAGCAGCACCGUAUGACGGGCUAUCCCAUCUAUGAUUUUUUCAUGGGCGCCGAGUUGAACCCCCGCUUGUUUGGCAUUCUCGACUUCAAGAUGUUCUUCGAGGUUCGCAUGCCUUGGUACAUCCUGCUCAUCCUCAGUCUUGGCGCCGCCACUCGUCAAUAUGAGCAGUACGGCUACGUCUCUGGUGAGGUUUGGUUUCUCGUCAUGGCUCACUUCCUCUACGCCAAUGCCUGUGCCAAGGGAGAGGAGCUCAUCAUCACCACCUGGGAUAUGUACUAUGAGAAGUGGGGUUUCAUGCUCAUCUUCUGGAACCUCGCUGGUGUUCCUCUCUCUUACUGCCACUGCACUAUCUAUCUAGCUAACCACCACCCUGAUGUGUACCGCUGGAACCGCGGCAUUCUCGCCGCCAUGUUCGCUGGAUACCUCUUCUGGUACUGGGUCUGGGAUAGCUGCAACAGCCAGAAGAAUCGCUUCCGCGCUAUGGAGAAGGGCAAGUUGGUCCUACGCAAAACCUUCCCUCAGGUCCCCUGGCAGACCAUCCACAACCCCAAGACUAUUGUUACCCCUCAGGGAACUAUCCUGGUUGACGGUUGGUAUGGUCUUGCCCGCAAGAUUCACUACACUGCCGAUGUGUGGUUCGCUGUUUCUUGGGGUCUGAUUACAGGCUUCGAGAGCCCUUUCCCCUGGUUCUAUCCACUCUUCUUCUGCGGUAUGAUCGCUCACCGUGCUGCUCGAGAUAUCACUCGUUGCCGUCGCAAGUACGGCGACGCUUGGCUCGAGUAUGAGCGACGUGUACCUUACCUCUUCAUUCCUUACGUCAUCUAAGGAGUCGACGAGGCCAAUCGGGAGCAACUCAGACUCGUUCCGCCCCCGAGGGACACUUAGUGCCUAUUUAUUAUUCUCAGUCAGUGGCUCUUGAUGCCACUAUAGGUGUUUUGGUCAGUGGAAAUCUGUACAUGGAAACAAAAACCGGUAUCAUGUCUGGGAGACAAAAAGGGAAACCCACAAACGAAGAGAUGAAGAGACGUAAUACGAAGGGGGUAUAUAAGGAAGCUGUAGACAUCAGCCUCUAUUGGUUUUUAUAAGGUGUCGACUUGCUUUGGGAGGUUUCUAGAUCUUGUAAUCUUUUGCUCGCAUUUGCAUACUUGUUAUGAGGCGAGGAUACUAUAAUAAACUGCUGUAUUGAUACACCCUUAUUGAGCAUUAC
Fusarium oxysporum Fo47 is the source of this 2607-nucleotide messenger RNA. RefSeq names its product ergosterol biosynthesis ERG4/ERG24 family-domain-containing protein. Gene Ontology annotation, cellular component: endoplasmic reticulum membrane. NCBI's taxonomy places the organism in Eukaryota, Fungi, Ascomycota, Sordariomycetes, Hypocreales, Nectriaceae. Gene Ontology annotation, biological process: ergosterol biosynthetic process. The record is from RefSeq and is a predicted model, not a curated record. Bases 456 to 2225 code for a protein of 589 amino acids. Gene Ontology annotation, molecular function: Delta24(24-1) sterol reductase activity. The transcript has 3 exons.